AUAUAAAGUAGCGCGGGCAACCGACCAAAGCCAGUUCUGUGCAACGGAAUCCCUUUCGCUCUACGUAAAAACAGUCGCUAGCAAAUCGCGUUACCGAAAGUGCCGAUUGGGGGUUUUAGUGUCGAAAAUAGUUGCUAUACAUCUUAAUUAACAGAGUUGCCCUGUGGUUUGCUUCACGAUGGCGUACUGUAUGCGAGUUUUGCAUCGCCAAGGAAGCAAAGCCAGCAGCUUGUUCUUAAACGAAGUGCAAGUGCGAUGUUUCCACAUUUCACCAUUAGCGGCUGCCGCCGUAAAGACGGCAAUGUCCAAAUUUGAUCCCGAACCGUUGCCCUACGAAAAGCUUCUUAAAAACCUAGAAAUAGUCAAAAAGCGGCUAAAUAGACCUUUGACUCUGUCGGAGAAAGUGCUCUAUUCCCACAUAGACCAACCCGAGACGCAAGAAAUAGAACGUGGCAAAUCCUAUCUACGUCUGCGUCCCGACCGCGUGGCCAUGCAGGACGCGACCGCGCAAAUGGCCAUGCUCCAGUUCAUCUCGAGCGGCCUGAAAAAGGUCGCGGUCCCAAGCACUAUCCAUUGCGACCACUUGAUCGAAGCCCAGAUAGGAGGCGACAAAGAUCUGGCGCGGGCCAAGGACCUCAACAAGGAAGUCUACGAGUUUCUGAAAACGGCCGGCAAUAAAUAUGGCGUCGGGUUCUGGAAGCCCGGAUCCGGAAUCAUUCACCAGAUCAUACUCGAAAACUACGCGUUUCCCGGCUUACUCAUGAUCGGUACCGAUUCCCACACGCCCAACGGUGGCGGCCUGGGCGGCUUGUGUAUCGGCGUGGGCGGAGCCGACGCCGUCGACGUCAUGGCGAACAUUCCCUGGGAGCUAAAGUGUCCCAACGUCAUCGGGGUACACUUAACUGGCAAACUAUCCGGCUGGACGUCACCCAAAGACAUCAUUCUCAAAGUCGCGGAUAUUUUAACCGUCAAAGGUGGCACCGGGGCUAUCGUCGAGUACUACGGGCCCGGUGUCGACUCCAUUUCUUGUACAGGCAUGGCGACGAUUUGCAACAUGGGCGCAGAAAUCGGCGCAACCACGUCCGUGUUUCCGUACAAUCAACGCAUGGCCGAUUAUUUGAAAGCCACGCGGCGCGACGACAUCGCCAAAGAGGCCGACAAGGUACAAAAGGUGUUGCUGAACUCCGACGAGGGUUCGCACUACGAUCGGGUGAUCGAAAUCAAUCUGGACACCCUCGAGCCUCACGUGAACGGCCCGUUCACGCCGGAUUUGGCCAGUCCGAUCAGCAAAUUGGGUCAGAACGCGAAAAAGAACGGUUGGCCUGUCGAUAUCAAAGUCGGACUGAUUGGGUCCUGCACCAACAGCUCGUACGAGGACAUGGGUCGCUGUGCUAGUAUCGCUAAAGACGCGAUGAAACACGGCUUAAAGUCGAAAAUUCCUUUUAACGUGACCCCCGGGUCGGAGCAGGUGCGCGCCACGAUCGAACGCGACGGCAUCACGAAAACGUUCACCGAAUUUGGCGGUACUGUCUUAGCGAACGCUUGCGGUCCAUGCAUCGGUCAAUGGGACCGCAAAGACGUGAAAAAGGGUGACAAAAACACGAUAGUUACGUCAUACAAUAGGAACUUUACGGGUCGUAACGAUGCCAAUCCUGCGACGCACGCGUUCGUUACAUCUCCGGAACUAGUCACCGCUCUGAGCAUUGUCGGAAGCCUGGAUUUCAAUCCACUCACUGACGAACUUACUGGUGCCGACGGUAAGAAAUUCAAGUUGUCGUCACCCUACGGAGACGAGUUGCCCAGCAAGGGAUUCGAUCCCGGUCAAGACACCUACGAACAUCCCGUUGCUGACGGCAGCAACGUCUCCGUCAAGGUCGACCCGAAAUCCCAACGUCUGCAGCUCCUCGAACCGUUCGACAAGUGGGACAACAAAGACAUGGAAGACAUGGUCGUCCUGAUCAAAGUCAAAGGCAAGUGCACUACAGACCACAUCUCGGCAGCCGGGCCUUGGCUCAAGUAUCGCGGCCACCUGGACAACAUCUCCAAUAACAUGUUCAUCGGCGCGACGAACGCGGAAAACGGCGAAAUGAAUAAAAUCAAGAACCGACUAACGGGAGAAUGGGGCUCCGUGCCCGACGUCGCCCGUUACUACAAAUCCAAAGGUGUCAGGUGGGUCGCGGUCGGAGACGAAAAUUACGGCGAGGGCUCUUCGAGAGAGCACGCGGCACUCGAGCCCCGACAUUUGGGCGGACGCGCCAUAAUCGUCAAAUCGUUCGCGCGGAUUCACGAAACUAACCUCAAAAAGCAAGGUCUGUUGCCGUUAACGUUCGCCGAUCCCAGCGAUUACGACAAGAUCCAGCCUACCGAUAAGAUCAGUCUGAAAGGUUUAAAAGAUCUAAAACCCGGCAAACCUGUGGUGUGCGAAGUGAAACACGCCGACGGAUCGGUGGACAACAUUUACCUGAACCACACCUUGAACGACUUGCAGAUCACGUGGUUCAAGGCGGGCAGCGCGUUGAAUAGAAUGAAGGAGUUGUCGGGUAAUUGAGGCGGAGAAUUUUUAAUGGAUAUUCCGGGAUAGAAGGAACUCGUUUCUGGAGUUAAGGCUAGUUUAAGUAGCGCGAAACGAUCGGAUCCGGCGCCGCCCCGCGUUUUAGGGAAAUACCGUAAUUUAAGUUCUAUUGUACAGACGUUUUGAGACAAUAAAAAUUUAUUUAUGU
Molecule: messenger RNA, 2720 nt
Organism: Cylas formicarius (sweet potato weevil)
Lineage: Eukaryota; Metazoa; Arthropoda; Insecta; Coleoptera; Brentidae
Product: probable aconitate hydratase, mitochondrial
Exons: 7
Coding region: 179-2548 (789 amino acids)
Biological process (GO): tricarboxylic acid cycle
Cellular component (GO): mitochondrion; cytosol
Molecular function (GO): aconitate hydratase activity; 4 iron, 4 sulfur cluster binding
Source: RefSeq, a predicted model, not a curated record